CAUUCAUCAAUUUCUCAAAGUAUUCUUUCCAUCUAUUCAGCACACUACCGGCACCAGUCAACACAUUUCCAUCUCUGUCCUUAAUCACCCUAACCUGCUGCACAUCCUUCCCAUCUCUAUCCCUCUGUCUGGCCAACCUGUCGAGAUCCUUUUCUCCUUCUGUCGUGUCCAACUUGGUGUACAUGUCUUCAUAUGCCUCUUGUUUCGCCUUCGCCACCUCUCCCUUUGCCCUACGUCGCAUCUCGAUGUACUCCUUUCGCCUCUCCUCAGUCCUCUCAGUAUCCCACUUCUUCUUCGCUGAUCUCUUUCCUUGUAUGACUCUCUGCAUUUUGGGGUUCCACCACCAAGUCUCCUUCUCCCCUUUCCUACCAAAAGACACAGCAAGUACUCUCCUGUGUUCCUCCCUCUUCUGGAAAUAAGUGUUCACUACAGCCAUCUCCAUCCUUUUGGCAAAGUCCACCACCAUCUGUCCCUCAAAGUUCCUUUCCUGGAUGCCGUACUUACCCAUUACUUCUUCAUCGCCCCUGUUUCCUUUACUAAUAUAUCCAUUACAAUCUGCACCAAUCACAACUCUCUCGCUGUCUGGGAUGCUCAGAACUACUUCAUCGAGUUCUUUCCAAAAUUUUUCUUUCAACUCUCGCUACGCGACGUUCGUUUCACGAUCAUUUCAUAAAUCUGUUUUGGGACUGUCGUUUUUAGCACAGUGGAUGUCUUUAACGUUAACUGAACGCGUAGACGUCAAAAACGCUGCGUUGUUGUUAAUUUUGCAACGGCGUGAAUGUAAGUUUAAAAGAAUUUGCGGCUGGUUCCGAUGGUGUUGUGGUAAAUGAAGAUCUCGCGAGGUCCCUGUGAUAUAGUGAUGAAAAAGGUCUCGAGAGAUGCGAUGCUGUCGCGUGCUUAUGACGUCAUACCCAUAAUUUUGUUUAAAACAGCAUUAGGCGUUGUUUUCAUUAAAAUUGAAGCAUUUACUCUCGUUUUAAACGUAUAUAAAUUCGUAACUAAGCAGGUUAUAUCCACUGUAACGUUUUAGUUGUGCUAAUGUACAGAAAGAUUUGGGGGACGGCGCUCUUUUUCCCGGAAAUGACGCGCUUGAGCGAAUUGCAGCUUUUGUCGUCACCGACGGAACAAUAUUCAUUUUCGAUUUUUAUUUAAUUACGAUUAGUAUUUUUCAUUGCCCUCCGUUGUACCGUUUGCCAAUAUGGCCUGCCUUGAGGUAGCAAAUGGUUGUGAAGUUUCUCCAUCCAAGAGGUUGAAAAGCAACCGCGGCGAAGAGGAGCUCUCCGUUCUCCGCUUCGCCAAACUGUCCGAGCAUGCCACGACCCCCACGCGGGGUUCCACCAAGGCCGCCGGCUACGACCUCUACAGUGCGUAUGAUUAUUCUAUUGGUCCGAUGGACAAGGCUGUUGUGAAAACUGACAUCCAGAUUGCAGUACCGCACGGCUGUUAUGGCAGAGUGGCCCCAAGAUCUGGACUCGCAGUAAAGCACUUUAUUGACGUCGGAGCCGGAGUGAUUGAUGAGGACUACAGAGGCAACGUUGGCAUCGUUCUGUUUAACUUCAGCAAGCAGACAUUUGAAGUGAAAAAAGGUGACCGGGUUGCCCAGCUGGUCUGCGAGAGAAUCGCCUUCCCGGAGUUAGUCGAGCAGGCGUCACUCGACGAGACGGAACGCGGGGCGGGAGGCUUCGGCUCAACGGGACACAAUUAAAGCUUUCAAUUGUUGGAAUUUACAGUUACUCUUGUACUUCUUAAUAAAUUUCUUCUUUGUA
Messenger RNA from Syngnathoides biaculeatus (alligator pipefish), 1766 nucleotides. It is a transcript of the gene dut, whose product is annotated as deoxyuridine triphosphatase. The transcript has 6 exons. Gene Ontology annotation, biological process: dUTP catabolic process; dUMP biosynthetic process. Gene Ontology annotation, molecular function: magnesium ion binding; dUTP diphosphatase activity. The record is from RefSeq and is a predicted model, not a curated record. The coding region runs from base 1199 to 1705 and encodes 168 amino acids. NCBI's taxonomy places the organism in Eukaryota, Metazoa, Chordata, Actinopteri, Syngnathiformes, Syngnathidae.